CGCCAUGGCAAGCUCAUCGACCACCCCACUGACACCCACACAGGUGCUUUUGAAAAGCGCGACCAUCGUCUCGCAAGGCGCUGAAGCAAAAGUCUACAAAGCCUACCUCCGACAUCAUGGCCUCGGCAAAACCGCUAUUUCUACGCGCACCGGCACCGGAGAUGUCAGCGACGUCCAAAAUAACGAGAGCAGUGGCUCGGAGCUCGACGUUGCCCCGGUCCUGAUCAAGUACCGGUUUCCGAAACAGUAUCGGCAUCCGUCGCUCGACGGCUCGCUCACUCGGGCACGGGUAGCUGGCGAGGCACGGGCGCUGCUGCGAUGUCUAAGGUCGGGCGUGCAAGUCCCCGGGAUCCGCUUUGUCGAUGCUACAGAGGGUGUGCUUGGCAUUGAAUGGAUAGAUGGAAAAAGUGUGAGGAUGUUGCUCCCCGGUGGCGCCGAGGCGGAAGAUGAUGAAGGCGUGGGCCCCGGUGACGACGAGCAGGUGGACGAGGCAGAGGAUGAAGCAGACGAGGUAGAUCCACUGGUUGAGUUCGGGGUUUCACGAGACCAGCUCAUGUCAAUGAUCGGGACGGAGAUCGCUAAGAUGCACCAGGCCGACAUCAUCCAUGGCGACCUCACCACGUCAAACAUGAUGCUCCGACGUGAAACGGGCGACUUGGCCCUAAUAGAUUUUGGACUGGCAUACCACUCGACGCUUACAGAAGACAAGGCUGUUGACUUAUAUGUCCUUGAGCGCGCUUUUGGUUCGACACAUCCAGACUCGGAGCCCAUGUUCUCUUCGGUGCUCGAGGCUUAUCAGAAAUACAUGGGUAAGGACUGGAACGUGGUUAAGAAGAGGCUUGAGGAUGUGCGUCUACGAGGCAGAAAACGCAGUAUGGUCGGCUAGAAGUUCAGUGCAUACAAAAACAACCUGUAUCAUCUCCAUUGUAUCAACCAUCUGCUUCAUCGCUAUGAUGUUUCUUCUCUCUCUUGCUCUCAAACAG
This is a messenger RNA of Coniophora puteana RWD-64-598 SS2, 983 nucleotides long. RefSeq lists its product as uncharacterized. The record is from RefSeq and is a predicted model, not a curated record. Gene Ontology annotation, molecular function: ATP binding; protein serine/threonine kinase activity. Gene Ontology annotation, cellular component: EKC/KEOPS complex; cytosol; nucleus. NCBI's taxonomy places the organism in Eukaryota, Fungi, Basidiomycota, Agaricomycetes, Boletales, Coniophoraceae. The coding region runs from base 5 to 886 and encodes 293 amino acids. The transcript is spliced from 6 exons. Gene Ontology annotation, biological process: protein phosphorylation.